AUGUUAGAAGCACUAGCGGGCUGUGAACCCGAUUGUUUCGAAAUCAACAAAGCACUCAAUAACUCCAAACACCGCACCUUAUCCAUUCUCAGUGAUCUGUACGAUAGGGAAUUAGUUGGAAUCAUCGGUUGGGCGAAACAGAUUCCCGGCUUCACCGAUUUGUCCCUCAACGAUCAGAUGCGACUCCUACAAAGCACGUGGGCGGAAAUUUUGACGUUAACGUUGGCUUUCCGUAGUCUAUCACUGAUAGGCAUGGGAAGGUUGCAGUUUGCCAUUGAUUUCACGCUCGACGAAAAAACGUCGAGAGAUUGCGGGUCCUUAGAAUUAUAUCAAACGUGUUGGCACGUUGUAGAAAGGUUAGAUAGAUUAUCUAUAUUAAAAGAAGAAUAUUAUCUCCUCAAAGCCUUGGUUCUCACAAAUUCUGAUGUAAAAUUAGAUGAAUACCAGUCGCUCAAAAAAUUUAGGGACUCAAUUCUGACUGCGCUUUCAGAUACCGUUGGAAUAUUAAGGCCUACAGCAGUUCUGAAUCAAGUCCAACAGCUCCUUCUCUGCCUGCCUGUUUUAAGGCAGGCCAAUUUCGUCAUUAGAAGAUUUUGGUCUGACGUCCACCAGCGAGAUUUAGUACCUAUGAAUAAAUUAUUUUUGGAAAUGUUAGAAGCCUAUUGCCGGUAG
Messenger RNA from Diabrotica balteata, 672 nucleotides. Lineage: Eukaryota; Metazoa; Arthropoda; Insecta; Coleoptera; Chrysomelidae. The record is from the annotation of a GenBank genome assembly.